Molecule: messenger RNA, 780 nt
Organism: Cynocephalus volans (Philippine flying lemur)
Lineage: Eukaryota; Metazoa; Chordata; Mammalia; Dermoptera; Cynocephalidae
Exons: 6
Coding region: 1-780 (259 amino acids)
Biological process (GO): translation
Cellular component (GO): cytosolic large ribosomal subunit; ribosome
Molecular function (GO): large ribosomal subunit rRNA binding; structural constituent of ribosome
Source: RefSeq, a predicted model, not a curated record
AUGAGGGAGGGGGGCACGCAACCCAGCACGGCCAGCCAGCGCCACUCCAGCACCCGGCCUGGGGGGCGGACGUCAGAGCCAGGGCCGCAAGGCAGAGGGACACUCACCGGGACCACUAGCGAGGCCACGCCACAGGCCAGGCCGGUGAGGAGGCGGCCCCCGAGCAGCAUCCACACGUCCCGGGCCGCGGUGCUGACAGCAAAGCCGGCCACGAAGGGCAGGGUGCAGAGCAGGAGGCUCAGCUUGCGCCCGGCGCGGUCCACCAGCCAGCCCCCCAGCACGCCCCCGGCCGCGGCGCCCAGGGCACAAGGUAAUUAUGUCCCUAUAUUUCUACAGUCUCCAAAAAAGGUUGGUGAUGACAUCGCCAAGGCAACCGGUGACUGGAAAGGUCUGAGGAUUACAGUGAAAUUGACCAUUCAGAACAGACAGGCCCAGAUUGAGGUGGUACCUUCUGCCUCUGCCUUGAUCAUCAAAGCCCUCAAGGAACCACCAAGAGAGAGAAAGAAACAAAAAAACAUUAAACACAAUGGAAAUUUCACAUUUGAUGAGAUCAUCAACAUUGCCCGACAGAUGCGGCACAGGUCGUUAGCCAGAGAACUCUCUGGAACCAUUAAAGAGAUCCUGGGGAUUGCCCAGUCUGUGGGCUGCAAUGUUGAUGGCCGCCACCCUCAUGACAUCAUAGAUGACAUCAACAGUGGUGCAGUGGAAUGCCCAGCUGUGAUUUCUGCAUCAGUGUCAUUUGGUUAUAGUAGGGGUGAAAGCCAGGGGAGGAGCAGCUAA